AUGACCACAAAUGGCCACGUCGCCGUUCACGAACCCGAGACUGAACCGAUCGACAUCUACAAUGCAAAGUCGGUCUCGGAGAUCAAGGAAGCCCUUGCCCAUCUACACAGCAAGGAAGCGCGUGUGACUGUCCAGCUUGAUGCGUUGGUCGCUGCGCAAAAGGACUUGCAGCGAGAACUCGGUCGCCUUGAUCUGUUCCGCGCAAAUGCCACCUCUCAAGCCUCCAAAGCUCGGGCAAUCACCAGUGGGAUUCUGGCAGACGCGGCUUCAAAUGCAAAGCAUAUUUCGAACUCUGUGAAGCAGCUUGAUCUGGAACAGGAGAGGGUGCAGGCGACUCUGACGGUUGUCGAGCAGGUGAGAGAAUUGAAAGCCUGUGUCCUCGGGGUCUCUGGAUCUAUGGGCGCCGCACAGGACUGGGAGACAGCAGCUAGCUAUCUGAGCAGAGCAUCCAAGAUACCGAGUGACGUGCUCAACAGCCCAUUCGCUGCCAGGAUUGUUCCCACCGCCGAGGUUCCAGAUGCGCCAGCUGUGACACUUGAGGCUGCUUCAGAGUCUCUAUGCAUUCUGUUUCUGAAGGAAUUCGAAAAAGCCGUCAAGGACAGCGACGGUGCAAGAAUCACUCGAUUCUUCAAACUGUUUCCACUCAUCAAUCGAUCAGACGUGGGUCUAGACGUUUACGGUCGCUAUGUCUGCCAGGGCGUUGCGUCUCGGGCCCGAACCAACCUCAAUGCAGGCACGGGAGGGAGCCAAAGCAAAGACGGCUUCUUCUAUGCCAAUGCUCUCACGAGACUCUUCGAGCACAUCGCACAGAUCAUCGAUGGCCAUGGGGGCCUAGUUGAGCGACACUACGGUCAGGGGAAGAUGGUCCGCGUCAUUGAGCGACUGCAAGUCGAGGCUGAUUUGCAGGGCGGCAUCAUCUUGGACACAUGGGCCGACGAAAGACGAAUCGAUCGUCAACUGACCGAUAUCAAGUCGUAUGCGUUCACGUUCCUGGUUCAAAGCUUCAUGCCUCCGCAACGAGGUUCAACCGCCACACCACGAGCGGGCUCUCCUGCGCCCGGUCGAGGGAGCGAGGACGAGUCCGUCGAUAUGAAGCAAGUCGAUGCCCUCCUCAAUGAAAUGACGCUGAUGCUGGGGAAAUGGUCUCUCUACACAAAGUUUGUUUCCGAGAAAAGUUCGGGCCCUGUCACAACGCCGGGUAUGGUACAUAUGCCAGCAUUCCUCCUCAAUUCCAGCUUGAUGAAGAAGGUCCAAGACCGACUUAUAGCACCCUUCAACACGAUGACCAUGUUCUUUUUCCGCCGCUCCGUUGAAAAAGCAUUCCAACUCGACGAACAGCCGCCCGGUCUGUCUCUAAAUCCACACAAACCACUGAUAUCAAACCCCCCACAUGUCACGUCGGCGAUCGAGGAUAUAAUGUACAUCGCCAACAAAGUGCUCCAACAAUCGUUGGCAACUUCACAGAGAAGCGUCGUGGCUAAUGUCAUUCCCACUCUCGGCCGCGUUCUCGGAUCAGACUUUGUUGGCAUGGAACAGCGCAAGAUGCGCGACGAAAGCUACCCCAAAGCUUCAGUGCAAGGGCAACUACCACCUGAAGGGACCAUUGUCUCUUUCCUGGUCCUCAUCAACAAUCUCGAUGUGGCAAAGGACUAUGUUGAACAGAUUGUGGGAGCACGGCUCAAUCCUCCUCCCGACUCUGCCCAUCGCGCUCUGGCAGAGCUAUUUCCAGAACCUGGCGAAGCCGAGUUCGUGGCCAGUACACUGUCGACUCUUUCUACCAGCUUCUCGGAGAAGACCAGCGAGCUGAUCUCGGACGGCAUCAACGUCGUCUUCCACAACGUCAUGAAACCCCGUCUUCGACCCAUUUUGCUAGACGCAUUCCGCGACACCGACUACCAGCUUACCAGAGAGCAACUGCAGGAACUUGCGGAGGAAAUGGAUGGCGACGGCGAAUCGGACGGAUUCUCAGACGAGGUUCGCAUGCGCUUCCAACUCGGCUGGGACGCCCUGACGAAGCCCAUCGGACGGAUCAUGACGGAGCGCACUUUCGAUCAGCUCCUCACCGUCGUGGUGACGUACCUGAGCAAGAUGAUCGAGAAGAGGCUGUGGACGUAUCACGGGCGCAUCAACGAAUCCGGCGCCGCGAGACUGGAACACGACAUCAACGGGAUUGUCAAGGUCGUGGUCAAGGGUCAGAAAUACAGUUUCCGCGAGGCGUUCCUUCGGUGCAGUCAGAUCUGCAUGAUUAUGAACAUGGACGAGGAGGAGUGGGAGGAAUCUAUAGCUUCUGGCGGCGACUUCGCGGACAAACUCAAGCCAGCUGAGAGGACGCGAGCCAGAGACAUGGUCACGGAUGCUACUAGCUAA
Molecule: messenger RNA, 2367 nt
Organism: Exophiala spinifera
Lineage: Eukaryota; Fungi; Ascomycota; Eurotiomycetes; Chaetothyriales; Herpotrichiellaceae
Exons: 1
Coding region: 1-2367 (788 amino acids)
Source: RefSeq, a predicted model, not a curated record